Molecule: messenger RNA, 1982 nt
Organism: Heteronotia binoei (common prickly gecko)
Lineage: Eukaryota; Metazoa; Chordata; Lepidosauria; Squamata; Gekkonidae
Gene: GNG12
Product: G protein subunit gamma 12
Exons: 4
Coding region: 376-597 (73 amino acids)
Biological process (GO): G protein-coupled receptor signaling pathway
Cellular component (GO): heterotrimeric G-protein complex
Molecular function (GO): G-protein beta-subunit binding
Source: RefSeq, a predicted model, not a curated record
GGCGCUGGGCGGGCGAAUCGAGCUCAGUCCUGGCCCAACAAGCAUCGUCGCCUUCCCCGCCCGGGGCCAGGCGGAGCCAACAGUAGGAGGAGGAGGAGGAGAGGGGGGGGGGUGAGAGGUCGGCCAGCUCCGGUCGCCCAUAGAGACAGAGGAGUCCCGAGUUGUGAGGGCGGCGGCGACCGAAGCAGGGACGAGAGAAACCAAGGAAGGAGUUCUCGGCGCCCGCCUGGCCACCGACGAUUUGCCAAAGGCCAAGUACAACAAUUGUAGCAGAACAAGAGUUGGAAGCCAGAUCACCUGAUUCCCAGUUGGUGGUGUAAUUGCAAGACUGUUCCUGUCCUUCAUACCAGAAGCACUUGAAAGAGCUAAUUGAAAAUGUCCAGCAAAACCUCCGGUACAACAAACAAUAUAGCUCAGGCCAGAAGAACUGUCCAGCAGUUGAGAAUAGAAGCAUCUAUAGAAAGAAUAAAGGUAUCCAAGGCAUCUGCAGAUCUAAUGUGCUAUUGCGAGGAGCAUGCUAGGAAGGAUCCUUUACUAAUGGGUAUACCUGCUUCGGAAAACCCCUUCAAGGAUAAAAAGACCUGUACAAUCCUAUAGGCAAAGUAGCAAGAUGCCUUGAAGACCCUCCCUGUGAAACCAACCAAGCAGUUUCUUAGAGAAGUAACCUGAAGAUCAUGUGGUACCAACUGCAUAAAACAGCAAUCCAUUUACAUUGUGUAUCAAUGAACUUUAAAGUUUUCUAAAAAGUUUCUUUUCUUUAUAGCGUUCAAUGUGGGGAUGCUAGGUUAGAGUUACUUCCUGUAAAAUGGAAUGGUUCUAAGAGAAUAAUUGACCAUUGGAUUUUGUUGGCUUUUAUGGAAAGAGAGAUUGAUGGGGUGGGUUUUACUUUAAAGUGCAAUGAGUGUUCACAGUUCAAGGUAUUAGGUUGAACAAUCAAGACCAAAGUUGCCUGAGCUUCAUUUACAGAAUAGUGAGGCGAAAGUAGAGUUGUAAUCAAGCUUACUUUACGUUUUGAUUUUAUACUGCUGUCUAUCCUUGUGUAUGUAAUUGGUGUCUAUAUCUAGAGCAUGUACGUAUAUUUGUUUGGGUAUAUAUACACAUUCCAAGUGCAUUCUUUAACAAAAUACACCCUUCAAAACUAAUUAUAACAUUUAUUGAUACACACUGUUCAUAUCUUUACCAUAAAGUAUGUCUUUAGUAUUUCACUGUCUGAAGAGCCUAUAGAAUUAUAGUUAGUGUAAAGUCUUGUUCCCAUAAUAGUUUGAAAGGUGUUCAUAACCUUUGAUUUUAUGUUUUUCAUAUUCUGCAAUUAGUAUUCCAGUUGCGCACAGAUUCUAAAAAUGAGGUCUAAAGGAAAGUCUUACAUGUUUCCGUUGCUUCAGAGGGACCCUCUACUACCUAUCUUCCCUUCACAUCUCCUGUUGUCUUGUCUGUAAGCAUCCAAGCAUUUCUUGCUUUGAUUGAUAAUUUCACAUUUAACAAAUGCCAAAUAAUAUCUUAAAGGAACUGGCAGGCACUGAGUGCAGUCAGUUCAUGGUGCUGUUGCUUCUACACAAGGCUGAGUGAUUUGUUUUUUAAAAAACGUGGGUUGUGCUGAAAAAAAUCUUGGGGAAUAGAAGAAGGGUCCAGCAUCAAAGGUAAGUGUAAGCUUUAUUAAUAGAUUUGUGCGCACUUCAUACAUUGAUGGAAUACAAGUGGAAAGAUAAAAUACUGAUUUUUUCAGACCAUCAGUAUGUAUUUGUAUUGCAUUUGUUGCCACUGCCAGCCCUUUAACAGCUUUUAAUUUUGUGACCUGCCUUAUCUGUGCAUUUAUAGAAUUUGUUAAGUACCUUGUGUCUGGCCUUGUAAUAAAUGUAUAGGGGUUUAUAAGAGGGUAAGGAGCCUGUCAGAUAUCUCUAGGUUCUUUUAGAAGAGCCCUGAGAUCAUAGAAUGCAAAGUCCACUAAUAAUAAUAAUAAUAAAACUAGAGGCAUUCUCUGUUAA